AGUGUUGAGCUGUGAGGAAGGGGAGGAGCUUCAUCUGUGGAGGUGCGCGCGGCUGUGGCUUCAGGACUGAACAUGUGAGAUGAUGACGGACUGAAUUUGACAUUUUUAAACUGAAUCAGUUUCACACUCUUCAGAGAUUGUAGUGAAUCCGGAGUGAGAUGACGCGUCUCCUGCGCGCACUGUUUGGCGUCCUGUGCGUGUUUCUGUGCACGAGCGGCGUGAACGCGUCUGAUGAGGACUGUCCGGAGAACAAGAUCCUGACCGUGGAGUAUCCGUGUACGAGAGCUGGAGGUCAGAGAGGUCGCUGUCUCAGGAGGAAGUGCUGUGAAGGCUUCAGGUUUGUGAUGGGUCAGUGUGUGCCAGAAAGUCUGGACGUGUGCGCCGGGUCUCCGUGUGAGCAGCAGUGCACGGAUAACUUCGGUCGUGUGUUGUGCACGUGUUUCGAGGGUUUCCGCUUCGACCGAGAGCGACAGCAGCAGCACCUGCACCCGUACUGCAUCGAUGUGGAUGAGUGUGAGGAAUCGAACAGCAGCGUUUGUGAACACGUGUGUGAAAACACUCCGGGAAGUUUCCGCUGCCGCUGUAACGAUGGGUUCACACUGACUCCAGAUCAGCGCUCGUGUGCUCCUGAACACAACCUGAGCUCCUCCAGUAAGUCUGAGACUCAGAUGAGCUCUGGAUGGUGUUCUCUCAGCUGUCAGGACUUCAUCAACAUGAGGAGCAGCUUACUGCAGAUCAGACUCCUGCUGGAGCACACACAGGGUUCGUCUCUCAGUCUGGAUAAUAACAGCCACAAACCAGCUCACGGGAAAAAUCCUGAGAGUCACACCAGCUCUGGACCACCAGGACCUCCAGGUGAGCGAGGGCAGAAGGGAGAGCGAGGGCCGGCGGGGCUCCAGGGGCCCAGAGGAGACAUGGGUCCGACGGGGCCACAGCCGGAUCUUCAGCACAUAAAGACGGGCAGACGGGGACCGGUGGGACGGCCAGGAGCGCCUGGGAAAGACGGACAGAAGGGUGACAGAGGUUUUCCUGGAGCCAGAGGAUCUCCAGGGCCUCCAGGGUCCUUUGACUUCCUGUUACUGAUGAUGGCAGAUAUCCGUCAUGACAUCAUUGAGCUGCAGCAGCGAGUGUUUGGGAAGAGGCGUGGCCUCUCUGUGGACACACCCCUUCUCUCCAGCGGAGAGGCGGAGCUUGAGGACUGGGUGUCAGGAGAAGGAGAGCUGAUGCCGAACACAUGAUGAUGCUGGAAUAACCGCUGCGUUACACUGCAUCACCCCAAACAGACUAAAGCCCAGACCAAUUUGAGCAGGUAGAGUCAGAUGAGGAACUCAUGCAACAGAAAAUCAUCCGUAAUAAACGCUUUACCUGAGAUCUCUUGAUCAGUGGGAUGAAAAGACUCGAGAUGAUGCUUGGAAGUGAACUGGAAUGGAGUAGAGAUUUGUAUACUCCUCUUUUAGCAGUGCACAUUAUAUAUGGAACAUCAGUUACAAUCUGCAUUUACUUACUGUGUGAGAUGCUGUUUCCCACAAUGCAAAGCGCUCGGCUUGACUUUCUACUAUCUGUGUGAUAAAUGAACCAAAGAAAAUAACAGCUAAGAUUAUAAAUUUCUCUUUGCUGAUUCAUUAUUUCACCAGACUUGUAAAUUGUAAGAAUUGUAAGAAAAAAUGUUACAAGAUAAAGAUUCAAAGUGGGCUAUAAACUCUAUAUUUUUUAUUCUGGGUCAAAAUGAUCCUCCAUACUAGACACUACACUAAUUUUGGAACACAGCCAGAACUGAGAUCACUGAAAUGCACAUCUGAAUGAAGAAAUAGGUCGAAGUCUAAUAGGGUUCAGACAUUCAGAUCAAUUCAAAUGCUUUUUAGCUCAACAUGCUGUAA
Molecule: messenger RNA, 1877 nt
Organism: Carassius gibelio (silver crucian carp)
Lineage: Eukaryota; Metazoa; Chordata; Actinopteri; Cypriniformes; Cyprinidae
Product: collagen and calcium-binding EGF domain-containing protein 1
Exons: 11
Coding region: 159-1238 (359 amino acids)
Molecular function (GO): calcium ion binding
Source: RefSeq, a predicted model, not a curated record